AAAAAAACAAUUAUUGAUUUUUCGUUUGACAGAUCGCUUCAAAAGGAAAACAUCGAAUUCAGUUUUUUCUUCAUUUUGAAAUUAAAAAUUUAAUUAUUGCCGUGUUUACCUGAUAAAAAGUGUAGGUUCCAGUGUCUGUGAAUAUGAGUGAAAUACGACACCGGCGUGGUGACGGUGAUGGGCAUGACAAAGCUGAGAACACCGCAGGCGAAUCCGAUCAUGUGGAUUCUGAAGAAGAAAAGGUUUUAGAAGAAAAAUACGUAGACGAGCUAGCUAAGUCGCUACCUCAGGGUACCGAUAAGACGCCUGAGAUUUUGGAUUCAGCGCUUUCUGGACUGUCUUCCCGAUGGAGAAAUUGGGUGAUCAGAGGCAUCUUCACCUGGCUGAUGAUUGGGGGUUUCUGCUUGCUCAUCUAUGGUGGACCUUUAGCUUUAAUGAUAACAGUACUCUGUGUGCAAGUGAAAUGCUUUGAAGAGAUCAUCAACAUUGGCUAUGCAGUGUAUCGGGUCCAUGGGCUGCCAUGGUUCCGGUCCCUGUCAUGGUACUUCUUACUGACAUCUAACUACUUCUUCUAUGGAGAGAACCUGAUUGAUUACUUUGGGGUGGUGAUUAAUAGAACUGAUUACCUCAAGUUCCUGGUCACCUACCACCGUUUCAUCUCGUUCAGCCUCUACUGCUGUGGAUUCGUGUGGUUCGUGCUUUCUCUGGUGAAGCGUUACUACAUGCGCCAGUUCAGCCUCUUCGCCUGGACCCAUGUGGCUUUACUGAUCGUCGUCACCCAGAGCUAUCUUAUUAUACAGAACAUCUUUGAAGGUCUCAUCUGGUUCAUAGUGCCCGUGUCGAUGAUCAUCUGCAAUGACGUCAUGGCCUACGUGUUCGGUUUCUUCUUCGGAAAAACGCCGUUGAUCAAGCUUAGCCCGAAGAAAACCUGGGAAGGAUUUAUUGGCGGCGGCGUAUCUACGGUUGUGUUUGGGCUUGUGAUCUCCUACAUGAUGUCCCAGUAUCCAUACUUGGUGUGCCCGAUAGAGUAUUCGGAGUCCCUCGGGCGAAUGACCAUGGACUGUGAGCCGUCUCUCUUAUUCCGUCUGCAAGAUUACACGCCUCCUCAAUUCUUGCAACCCCUCAUGAAAAUGUUUGGUCGUGAGAAGUUCAAUAUGUACCCUUUCAUGAUCCACUCGCUUGCUCUCAGCAUCUUCAGUUCCGUCAUCGGACCAUUCGGAGGUUUCUUUGCUUCAGGAUUCAAACGAGCGUUUAAGAUCAAGGACUUUGGAGACGUGAUCCCCGGCCACGGCGGCAUCAUGGACCGCUUCGACUGCCAGUUCCUCAUGGCCACGUUCGUCAACGUGUACAUCACCAGCUUCAUCCGCACCGCGACGCCGCAGAAACUGCUGCAACAGGUGUACAAUCUGAAGCCGGAACAACAGUUGCAGCUAUUCUACGCUCUGAAAGAAUCGCUUGAAAACAGAAACAUACUAAACAUGGUACCAUAGAGAAAUCCAUACACAAAUACAGGUAUACACGUGUGUUUUGUUUAGUAAUAAAUUGACGUUAAUCGAAAUUGUAAGUGUUGUUUCACACUUGACAAAAUACCGUCGCGGUUCAAUGGAUGAAAAAAUAGCAAACGUGAGGAUA
Messenger RNA from Maniola jurtina (meadow brown), 1632 nucleotides. RefSeq names its product phosphatidate cytidylyltransferase, photoreceptor-specific (gene Cds). The record is from RefSeq and is a predicted model, not a curated record. Lineage: Eukaryota; Metazoa; Arthropoda; Insecta; Lepidoptera; Nymphalidae. Gene Ontology annotation, molecular function: phosphatidate cytidylyltransferase activity. Gene Ontology annotation, cellular component: endoplasmic reticulum membrane. The transcript has 10 exons. Bases 144 to 1490 code for a protein of 448 amino acids.